This is a messenger RNA of Esox lucius (northern pike), 801 nucleotides long. RefSeq names its product small integral membrane protein 30. The transcript has a single exon. The record is from RefSeq and is a predicted model, not a curated record. Bases 71 to 247 code for a protein of 58 amino acids. Lineage: Eukaryota; Metazoa; Chordata; Actinopteri; Esociformes; Esocidae.
UAGAAUCAGGAAACGCACCCAUAUCAUCUGACCACAGCGCGCACUGCACUGAGCGGAAGCUACGGUUCCCAUGUCUAAGCUCCAUGUUACUGGGAUGUGGUGUGUACUGCUUCUUUCACUUAUUCCCUCCGCUGAAGCAUUUGAUGGAGGGGACGCCGUCGCACUUCUGAUCGGCGUUAUGAUAUCGGUGGUGGGCUUUUGUGCUUGCCUCGGCUGGUACGCACGACAGAGAAAUGGUCAAUUCUGACAAGCUGAAACGGCGUGAGCGACAGGCUACUGGUUUAUAUCUGGAAAUGUUUCUACGCUAUGAUUUUUGUUACUCUCCUGUAUGAUGUUAGCACAUUGUGUCAAGUUGACCAAGAAAACAAGAGUAUUGUGCCUUAUUAGCUGAAAUGGACGAAGUUACAUUUUCCAAGAAGAGAACAACAAUCUGCAAAACAAGGAAGUUCAGAACAGCCACUCUGAGCAUGCGCACUUUGGGAUUUGAGGGACCACAUAUCUUUCCUGUGCUCCAACAUAUUAUGGACCAGGCUAUGGUACUGUAUUUUACGCCUAUAUGGCACUAACAUUGGAUUAUGUGUGGACUUGCCAAGUGCCCUGAGUUGAGUAUAUUGAGACACCACGGACUCAUGUCCCUGUAUAGUGCAAGAUGUUCAUUUUCCUGUCCUUUUCUCAAAUAUUGAUGUUGCCAUCUGGAAUGUUACGUGUUAAAUGUGGGUUAUGAUAUAAAUGCUUUCAUUUUUCUUUAAGCCUUACAUUGUUAUGAAACCUGCUUGAUAGGAAAUAAAUUGCUUCAUACUU